AAUGAACAAUCCACUUGGACGCUCUACAUAGAAACCAGAUUAAUAGACACAAAAUACUUAAAAAAAUAAUAGAGCAAAAGAAUUUGAAAAACAACUCCAAGAGGAAGAAAGAAGUAACAUAUCAUCCAUGAUAAUUAAUAGUGCUAGCCUAAUCUGCAGGAAUUGUUACUACACAAUAACCAACCACUCAAUAAUAAUAAUAGCCUGCCUAUUCAUAAUAACAAUAACUUAAUUAAUAACCACAAUCUGUAUUUGGAUAAAUAGGUUAGAUGUUGGAUGCCCCAAGAGUAAUUCAUUCAACAAUAUUAGAAAUUAUUUUUUAGAAAUACCACAACUCAACAAUAACCAAAUUAAUAAGGAUAAAGGCAACCGACUGAUCAGAAUGAGCCAGAAAUUAUCCAAACUAAUAUUGUGCAGACCUAUACAACUCGUGACAUUAAGAGUAUUGGACUAGAGAUUGUACAACCUGGAGAAAUAGCUUUAUAGGAACUUAGAGGCAUAUGCUCUACUGGCAUUCAAUAAUUUUAAGGAAUAUUUUUAGCAACUAAUUAUUAAGUAAUUAGAUUGAUGUACAAAUAUAGAUUGUGUUUUUACCUGAUAAAUACCCAAAAGAUUUUAGAAAGGAUUAUUUUUAUAUUCCUUAUACUCUAAUAAUUAAAGUAGACAAGACUAUGGAUAGGAAGCAAAAUGAUGCCAAUUUUAUUGAAAUAUAAUGUAAAGAUGGUAGAUGGUUCAAAUAUAGAUUUUUGAGGGAGCAGAAUGAUGACUGCAAUAGCAUAUUUAAUGUUAUCAAUAAGAACGCAUUCACAUUAAAUAAAUAGACAUUAUUUGCAUUUACAUUUUACAAGGAUUUCUCAAACUUAGAAAACGACUUUUAAGGAUGGAGGAUAUUUAAUAUAGAAAAGGAUUUUGAAAGAAUGGGCAUCAAUAUUUUAUAAGAAAAUUCACAAACCUAAAAUGGAUUAUUUAAAUAUCUAAAUAAUGAGAAUGGCAUCAUUUGCUCAACUUAUUAUAAUAGAUUAGUUGUACCUACAAAAGCAGAUUUAGAUUGUAUACAAAAAACUGCUAAAUUCAGAUCUAAAGAAAGAAUACCAAUAUUAUCAUAUGCAUUCACUAUAAAUGGAAAAGUGAUAUCGAUGUGGAGAAGUUCCUAAUGUAGAACUGGAAUCGGAUAGAACAGAUCUACUGAGGAUGAAUGCUAUUUGAAAUAUAUGUCGUAUUAGACUGUUGAUGAGCAGGAGAGUCAAUAUGAAGAGAAGGAAACUCGAUUAAGGAUUUAUGAUGCAAGACCUCACAUAAAUGCUAUUGGAUAAUAAGUAGCUGGAAAAGGCUAUGAGAAUACUCUGUUUUAUAGAAGAUGUAGCAUAGAUUUCUUGGAUAUUCACAAUAUACAUAAAGUAAGAGAUUCACAAACCAAAUUGUUGAAGGCAGCAUUUAAGUAUCUAAUUUCAAAUAAAUUUAAGUGAAAAUGUUCAAUUUCUAUCUUAAUUGGAAUAAUCAUAAUGGUAUGAUCACAUCGUAGCCAUCAUUAAAGGAUCUGCAAAAAUAGCAAUCACAAUGACCAAAGAGAAAAUCAAUGUGUUGGUUCAUUGUAGUGAUGGGUGGGAUAGAACUGCUUAAUUGACUGCUCUUGUCUCAAUUAUGAUCGAUUCGUAUUAUAGAACAAUCGAAGGAUUCAUGAUUCUAGUUUAAAAGGAAUGGAUCAAUAGUGGACAUCAAUUCUGUUAACGAUCUGCUAUAGGCAAUAAAUAAAAUAAUGAGGAUUCCAGAUCUCCAAUCUUCUUAUAAUUCUUAGACUGUGUGUAUUAGAUGUAGCAAUUGUAUCCAUUAUCUUUUGAAUUCAAUGGGAAACUACUACUAGAUUUAGCUUAUCAUCAUUUGACUUCAUUAUUUGGAACAUUCUUAUGCGAUUCCUUUUUGGUAUCACUUUUAUUUAUGCUUUUAGGAAAUUCAAAAACAAAGAAUCAUGGAACAAACUGUAUCUAUCUGGUCUUGGAUUAUGAAACAAAAAGACAAGUAUAUAAAUGCUUACUAUAAAAAUCCAUAAUCAAUUGAUUAAGAUGUUAUUAUUCCAGAACAAUUUACUGGAAAAUCAAUUACUUUCUGGAAAGAAUAUUUCCUAUAUUAUUCGUUGGAAUCAAAUGAUGCCUAUCAAAUACAUCCUCAAUGCCAAUACACUUGGUAAGAUAUAGUAAUUUACAUUUUAGUGAUAAUCUAUAAGAAAUGUACAAAGCGUUGUCCAAGGAAAAUCAUGUUUUAAGAUAGGCUUAGAAGGAUCAAGAGAAGUUAGCCAUUCUUCAUCAAUAGAAAUUUAAUUAACUAAUGCAAAUUAUCUAAGAAACUUAGAAUGAAGAAAUUAUUGAAAAACUUCAGACAAUCAAACUUAUUUGAGAAAGAUUUUCAUGUUUAUAUAAUAA
This is a messenger RNA of Paramecium octaurelia, 2417 nucleotides long. NCBI's taxonomy places the organism in Eukaryota, Ciliophora, Oligohymenophorea, Peniculida, Parameciidae. The record is from the annotation of a GenBank genome assembly.